Centropristis striata (black sea bass) is the source of this 6287-nucleotide messenger RNA. It is a transcript of the gene tbc1d4, whose product is annotated as TBC1 domain family, member 4. The coding region runs from base 1 to 3762 and encodes 1253 amino acids. The transcript is spliced from 23 exons. Lineage: Eukaryota; Metazoa; Chordata; Actinopteri; Perciformes; Serranidae. The record is from RefSeq and is a predicted model, not a curated record.
AUGGAGAGUCAGGAUGAGAGAGAGGGCAGUCCUCCGAAGUCGGACAGGGGGUUCGCGCUGACUUACAUCGGCUGGUCCACGCUCGACAGGCGGACCACCCUGCCCAUGCUGCCGUGGCUGGUGGCUGAGAUCCGCAGGAAGAGUGAGAAGGGCGACUGCGGCCCCGUGGUGCAGCCGAGAGAAGUUCAGCUGGCCCUAAACCCCCCCUUCAUCCGAUGCGUCCCCUCCAACAGCAACAACUCUUCAGUCUUUAUAUUCGAGCACAAAGCACAGCUCAUCUCUCGCUUUAUCCACAACAGCAAUGACCUCACCUAUUUUGCUUAUCUCCUGCGGGGCCAGCCUGACAACCCCGAGUCCGAGAUGUCCUGUCACGUCUUUAAGGCCUGCGACCCCAACAAGGUCCCCGAGGUGAUCAGCAGCAUUCGCCAAGUGUCCAAAUCAGCCCUUAAAGGAGACGCCAAGCCCAAACAGGAAGCUGACGAGGCCUUCUACAACUCCCAGAAGUUUGAAGUGCUUUAUUGUGGCAAGGUGACCGUUCUGCAUAAAAAGGCUCCGUCCACCCUCAUCGAUGACUGCAUCGAUAAGUUUCAUCUUCACGAAGUUGAGCGCAAGCGCCUGCGCCUGCUCAACGGUCAGCGAGGGUCCACAGAGAGUCCCCCUGUGGAGUUCCUCAUCGGCGGAGAAGGAGACCCACUCUCCUCUGUUCUGAAUGAGAAUAUAGAAGAGCCUGCAGGAGAGGAAACGACUGGAGGUGGAGGUAAAGGCCUGUCCAGCAGUACCAGUCAGAGCAGCCUGCGAGGAGCGUUCCCCGAGUGCAUCCUGGAGGACUCUGGCUUUGAGGAGCCCCAGGAGUUCCGCACACGCUGCAGCAGUUUGGCAGGGAGUCUGCAGAGGAAGCCGGGCGAAGGCGUCAUCAUGGGUCCCACACGCCGCCGACACUCGAGCGCACCCAAUCAUGUUCAGCCAUCUGAUUCAGACAAGAACCGCACCAUGCUCUUCCAGGUCGGACGUUUUGAAGUAAAUCUCAUAAGUCCAGAUAGUAAAACAGUGGUGCUGGAGAAGAACUUCAAAGAUAUCUCAUCCUGCUGUCAGGGUGUGAAGCAGUCUGACCAUUUUGGAUUCAUCUGUCGGGACCAAUCGGAGCCUGGUCCCAGUCAGUAUGUGUGCUACGUUUUCCAGUGUGCCAACGAGUCCCUGGUGGAUGAGGUGAUGCUGACCCUGAAGCAGGCCUUCACCACAGCAGCAGCCUUACAGAGCAACAAGACCCAGGUCCAGCUAUGUGAAGCCUGCCCCAUGCACGACCUGCACAAGCUUUGCGAGCGGAUUGAGGGUCUUUACCCACCCAGAGCAAAAAUAGCCAUCCAAAAAUAUCUCUCCCAGCUGACUGACAAUGAGCAGGCUGAGAUUUUUGAGCGAGUUCAGAAAUUGAAGCCCGGGUCAGACCAAGAGGAGAACGAGUUGGUGAUUCUCCAUCUGAGACAGGUCUGUGGAACCAAACAGAAGUCCCACCUCCACAUCGGAGAGGCCCCACAGAAUGCAUCAAACAGCUCAUCUGCAGGAGACAGCGCAGCCACCAGCAGUCGCUUCAAACUUGAUGCUCUCAAGAAUAAAGCACGCACCUCCCUCACCAGCUCCCUGGAGAACAUCUUCGCAAGGGGUGCCAGCAGGAUGCGAGGCCGUUUGGGAAGCAUGGGAAGCAUCAGCGGUUUUGAAAGGCAGGAUGAAGAAUCUCCCGGUCACUCCCCUCCAGGUUCCCCUCCCGCUUUCCCAGACGAUGACCCGGAAGCCGGCAUGCAGUUCCGUCGGCGUGCGCACACCUUCAGCCAUCCACCUGUGAAGAAACGCAUCUCUUUCGAGGGACAGCCAGCCAGCCAGAAUAAACAACCUCCACUGCGCAGACAGCAGUCUGUUAACCCGGAGCUGCUGCAGAGCAGUCCCGUGGCUGUCUCCAGAACGCGCAGCGUUUCGGAGAGCGAGUCCAGCUUCAGCCUCCCCUCCUCCUUCUCCGCCCCCACUUUCCUGAAAAGCAUUUACCAGGGCUCUCUGGGCUCCCUGAGCUCCCUGGCUGACAGUGGGAGCCUCAAGAGCAAUGGGGAAGGCAGGAAGAGGACCCUGUCUGGCUGCAGCACUGACUCACUGAGUGGAGGUCUCCCUCCGACCCCACGCAGGGUCUCCUGGAGACAGAAGAUCUUCCUGAGGGUUGCUUCGCCCAUGAACAAGCCGCCUGCAUCCAUGCAGCAGCCAGACUACUCUGAUGGCAGGGAGCUGCUGCCUCUCUCUCCUCGUGGCUUUGACUCAAGUCUCGACCCUCUGAGGCGUCUGCUGCCACAGGCAGGUGACCCCCUGACUGGGGAGAGGCCCAAGAGGACGGGGGCUGACUACAGGGCCCUCUGGAAGACCGCCAUCCACCAGCAGAUCCUGCUGCUGCGCAUGGAAAAGGAGAACCAGAGACUGGAGGCGAGCAGGGACGAGCUGCACAUCCGUAAGAUGAAGCUGAACUACCAGGAAGUGGGCCAGUGCUCCAAAGAUGCGCAGGCGUUGUGGGAGAGAAAACUGACGGCCCCGGGCAGAACGACAGUCCCACAAGACAAGGAGGAGAUGUACCGCGCACUCUGCCAAGGUGUUCCCAAGAGCAGGCGUGGGGAGGUCUGGCUGCUCCUUUCCCAUCAGCAGCGGCUGCGUCACAGGCUGCCCCAGCGUCAGCAGGCCCCGGACACGCCCUACCACGACCUGCUCAAGCAGCUCACUGCACAGCAGCACUCUAUUCUGGUGGAUCUAGGCCGGACCUUCCCCACCCACCAGUACUUCUCAGCCCAGCUGGGUGCAGGGCAGCUUUCCCUCUACAACCUGCUGAAAGCUUAUUCUCUGCUGGAUACAGAGGUUGGCUACUGCCAGGGUAUCAGCUUUGUAGCUGGAGUGCUGCUGCUGCACAUGAGUGAAGAACAGGCUUUCGACAUGCUCAAAUUCUUCAUGUACGACCUCGGCAUCCGGCAGCAGUUCAGACCUGACAUGGUCUCUCUGCAGGUUCAGAUGUACCAGCUCUCCAGACUGCUGCACGACUACCACCGCGAGUUGUACAAUCACUUGGAGGAGCACGAGAUCUGCCCGAGCCUCUACGCAGCGCCCUGGUUCCUCACUCUCUUCGCCUCACAGUUCCCCCUCAACUUUGUGUCCCGCAUCUUUGAUUUUGUGUUUGUCCAAGGGACUGAGGUGAUCUUUAAAGUGGCUCUCUGUCUGCUGAGCAGCCAUGAGGGGGAGAUAGUGGAGUGUGACAGCUUUGAGAGCAUUGUGGACUAUCUGAAAACUACACUUCCUGCUCUCACUCUGACACAGAUGGAGCAGACCAUUUCAAAGGUGAUGGAGAUGGACAUUUCCAAGCAGCUGCAUGCGUACGAGGUGGAGUACCAUGUCCUGCAGGACGAGCUGUUGGAUUCAGGGCCGCUGCCUGACGACUCCGACCGGCUUGACAAGCUAGAAAAGACGAAUGUGCAGUUGAAGAAACAGAACAUGGACCUGCUGGAAAAACUUCAGGCUGCACGGCAGAAAAUUCAGACACUGGAGACGAGCGUAGAGAACUUCCUUUCUCGGGAGAGCAAAAUGAAGCACAUGAUUCGCUCUCUGGAGCAGGAGAGGGCAGCUUACCAGAAGACCAUUGAACGCAUGCGCUCAUGCCUUCCCCCUGACGCCCUGACAGAUGUGGAGAUGACCCAGAUCAAAACAGGACCCAACGGGAAAGCCAAAACUGCAGCCAAGAAGCCCUGAUGGCAACCAGGGGGCUGGCUGCUCUGGGCAGACACACAGGCAGAGACUGAAGUGAACAAAUGGAGACUGCUUUAGUGGAAGGCUGCUGAGCUCCAUGGCUAUUGUUGUGCUGCUGCAUAGGAGAAGCAGUCGUUUUGUAAAUGUGUGUUGUCUGGAGAUGUUCAGACAGUAUGGGAAAAUAUCUACGUGGUUAUUUGUCAGCAUAUGAUAAAGCAGUGGGAGGAUGGUUUCAGUUAUAUUAGCAAACAGACUGUUCCAUCAGUGCAUCAAAGCUGCUGUUCUGUCUCAUCUGUUUCACUGCCAGUUUGAAGGUGAGAUCUAGAUGCACAACAUCCUUCCUUAUUUAGAUCUUUUUGGUAAUCACAGGGGAAUUUUCUAAUUGACAUAAGUGAGAAAUGUGUCUGCCUUUGCAAAUCCUUUUUGAUCACUGCCUUGAUGUUUUUACUACCAGUCUACGUAGCACCACGGAAGCAGUGAAUGGAAGUUGCCUGUUGGCAGACAAUCAUUUGGACCUCAGGUUCAACUUAUAGCCAUUACCAGUGUGUAUGAUCUUGAGGUUGAUGCCCUAUUGUGUUUUUUUUGCGCGUGUGUCAGUAACGGAAGCUCUGCCUCAGACUUAUCACAUUGCUUUGUCAUUAAUUUGUAUUCACUUUGUGAAUGUACUUUCCCUCCAAAGAUCACAGUGAUAACAUUCUGUUUUCAAAGACAUCUGAGGGCAACUCUGCCAUAUUAGGCUUUAAAUUUCAGCAGACAUAUAUGGUAACUCAUCCCUAAGCACUGCACCACUGCCUUCACGUGAGAGAUGUUUUAGUACGUGCACUUGCUACUUUAAAGGAGGAAGUGUUUCUUCCAAAGCUCAGGCAGGAUGUGAGGUCGUCUGCCUUCUCAGUUUCCUGUGUGACUGACCGCGGUGUCGCCUCGUUUUAGCACCACGUUCAGACACCGAGGCAGAGUUCACGCACCCAAAGAGGCCCUGAAAAACAGACUUAAGAUUGAGGAGUGAUCUGAAUGUACAGCUUCUGUGCGAGUCGGUGUGACAUUUUUGUUUUUGUCACGCUGAGGUUUGACAAAGCUAGCAACAGCCUGCUUCUUCUCAUAGUUCCUGAAACUGGGAGCUACAAGCAGUAAGUGCUAAGAUUUCAAGACAACAAAUAUCUGCAGUUGCAUUUCUUUUGGUCACAAGGCCAAUUUUAUGUACGCAGUGAAGUGUUUCUGUAAGUAGAGAGGCUGUGCAGUUUCCUUUUGAGUGGGGACAAGUCUUUCCUCAUACUGGGCAAUGUACACAGCAUAUGUACACACUUGCAUACAAAUAAGCUGUGCAGUGAACUGUCUGACUGCACGGGCAGACAGUUCAAAUGAGUUCAAAGAGUGUCCCUGGCUCUCUCCUCUGUUUUGUUUUAUUCCACCUCCGUGUCUGACUCACCAUCGCCAGUUGUGAUUGAAAGCAAAACAAUCCUGGGCUCGACACCGCUUUCAUAAAACACCCUUACAUUAAAACCAAGGUGAUGUCUAUCACAAGAAAAGUACUUACUCACAGUGUCUAUAAGUCUUCCUGUCCUUGGUUACAUGUUGAGGUGACACAUUUUUUUGUCUGUUUCAGUGUAAAGUUUUAUCUCAAACUUUAGUCCAAGCAGACAUAUCCUUUGGCAUACAAUGCAAUGUGUUUUUUUUUUUUUUUGCAUAAACCCAAAGCACUUGCUUGCUUCUGCUAAGUUCCAGGAGAUGCAGCUUUACACAUAAAGUUCGAUAGGUUGAUAAAUCCGUCCUGACGUUCUCUGUCAUGGUGAAAUGUUCUUGUGAAAAUUGAGGUGACGCUGUAAAGCAUUGCACCAAACUUCUCAUAAAUAAUAGAGAAAUAUUCACCUCUGAACGGCAGGGGUUCUCCAACAGUUCAGAGAGCGAAACAUAUCACCAACUCAUUCUGAAAUCUGUCAAAGGAUACGUAGGAUACAGUCCUACAGAGCUUUCCUGUCUCUUUUUGUUUUUUUUGCUCAUACAGUAUUUGUGCAUCAUAAAAAAAUUGAUAAUUGAAGAUGCGGUUGCUUUUCGAAAAUGAAUGAAUGAGAAAUUAAUUUUGAUCCAAAAUGCUGUGAUGUAUUAUAUGUUUGUUUUUUUGUCACUAUACCUUUUCAGCUUUCUUUAGGUUUAGACAAAAGCUUGAAAAGAAACCAAAUACUGGCGGUAAAAACUUGACACUUAAGAAAAUAAGACCAUUGGCAGACUUGUUUACUCAUCAUUCUCAUCUUAUUCCUUUGUGCCAAAAAUAAAUAAUGGCCUUUAUUCUCUAUUAAUUGGAGAUAUGAGACCAUUCUGUCAAUAUCUAAUGUUAAGCACAUCAUUGUGGUCAGGAAAGGCUCUUUACUAUUUUACAUCAGGUGCUCCAAGUUCUGACUACUAAAUAGUGCUUGCAUCACUGUGUUGUAAGGAAGACAACAAUAGACGGAUUGUUUUUCUGUCAACAUGAGGGCUACACAGAAACAAAGACACUGUCAUGAAUUCUUCAAUAAACUUCACCUUGCCUUGUU